CCUCCAGCCCCUCACAGUGACUCUACCCUCUUCAACGACGUCUCCUCGGCCCGCUCCUACAUGCUCUCUCCCCAUUGGCUGAGCUCCCCGCCGCUUCCUGCUACGUACUCCAAAAAUGCCUCUUUCCAGCUGUGUGUAGUUUUUUGGUUUUACGGAGGCUGAGGAGGCUCCUUUGUACUCGCACUGUAAACACUCUCGCAGGGCUUUAACCGGUUCGUGUGACCGCAGACUGCAACCCUCCCGCCGCUCAGACAUGGCUCAGUGCUCCGGCUCUGCUGACGGUAGCUCCGCGGUGAACGGAGAGCCGAGCAAAGAGAGGAAGGUUGCUGUUAUCACCGGCAUCACCGGACAGGUUCACGGUAUUUUGCGCCGUUCCAGCUCCUUCAACACGGGUCGAAUUGAGCAUCUUUACCAGAACCCACAGGCGCACACUGAAGGCAACAUGAAGCUGCAUUAUGGCGAUCUGACUGACAGCACGUGUCUGGUGAAGAUCAUCAACCAGGUGAAGCCCACAGAGAUCUACAACCUGGGCGCUCAGAGUCACGUCAAGGUAGAGUGAUCCCACAAACUGCAACACACUGUGUUCCUCCAAAUGAAAACCACCUUUCUGAUAUGACUUUGUUUGAUAAUCAUUGUUAACUGACUUCCUAUUCCCUGGAAUCACUGCACAUGGGUUUGUUUUUAAGAGCCAGGCAAAGGAAAAGAGCUGAU
Molecule: messenger RNA, 711 nt
Organism: Morone saxatilis (striped sea-bass)
Lineage: Eukaryota; Metazoa; Chordata; Actinopteri; Moronidae
Product: GDP-mannose 4,6 dehydratase-like
Exons: 3
Coding region: 254-559 (101 amino acids)
Biological process (GO): GDP-mannose metabolic process
Molecular function (GO): GDP-mannose 4,6-dehydratase activity
Source: RefSeq, a predicted model, not a curated record